This is a messenger RNA of Acytostelium subglobosum LB1, 1893 nucleotides long. RefSeq lists its product as hypothetical. The coding region runs from base 1 to 1893 and encodes 630 amino acids. NCBI's taxonomy places the organism in Eukaryota, Evosea, Eumycetozoa, Acytosteliales, Acytosteliaceae. The record is from RefSeq and is a predicted model, not a curated record. Gene Ontology annotation, biological process: transmembrane transport. The transcript is spliced from 6 exons.
AUGGAUAAUAGCAAUAGUAAUAGUAGUAUUGAUGAUGAUGAAUCAACGACGACCACAACAUUGUUGACAAGUGAUAUGAAUGAAAAUCAACGUCUGGUGGUCGAUAGACCUCUGAAUGACGACCAGCAUGAAGAGGAUAAUGGCAUCAAAGACGACGUCGUCAACUACACAACAGAUUCAAACGAACAGAGUACACUACUGUUAAAGAACAAUCACAACAACAAUGCAAUAUUAACAACAAUAGAUGCUGAUAAUGGACACAAUGACGACGAUGGUGGUCAGUCACCAUCAUACAAGCCACUACUAAGUAAUGGCAUUGACAAUGACGAUCACAACAUCGACAACAACAACAAUAUACAUAUCAAGGAGAAGAAGACAUCACCUGCUGUGACUGCUGCUGUGACAACAACAGAGAAAGUGGCAUCGGAGGAGACAGAGGAAGAGGCACAUGUUCACUUCAAUGACACAGUGAUCCAAUAUACCGAUAGCAACAUUGGUCAAUACUAUGAGGCGGACGACGAGCAAUCAGACUCGAGUAGUAGCAGUCUGAAUGAAGAUGACUUUGUCAGCGACGAGGCCUACAAGUUCAGAACGCCAAACAAUAUAUACGAGCGAAUCUUAACAACUGCGGCAACACUAAAAUUCAAGGCAUCGAUACAUACAAAGGAACUCAAACUGACGGCGGCAUACCUGGCGGUGUUCAUCUCACUUGGUAUCAACUCUGGAAGUCUUGGACCAACCCUACCCGCACUGGCCGCCAACACAUAUACUACAACAGCCAACGUUGGUCUAUUCUUCACAACAAGAGGUCUAGGCUACUUCAUUGGCUCAUUCUCUGGCAGAUUCUAUGACAAGAUAAACAAUGGCAACCAUGUAAUAGCAGCAGCCAUACUUCUCAUGACAGUCACUCUGAUUGUCAUCCCUCUAAUACAUAAUCUUUGGGGAGCAGGCGUUGUAUUCUUCUUCAAUGGAAUCGGAUCUGGCUUAAUUGACUCGGGUCUGAACACAAUGAUCGUCUGGGUCUGGAAGGAAGCUGUCAAUCCAUUCAUGCAGCUGUUACAUUUUACAUUUGGACUUGGAGCACUACUUGCACCAUUCGUCGUCUCUAUGAUGGGAGGCUCAUCAUUGUUUGACAAGUAUGUGGUGUUGGCUAUUAUCAUGGCAUUGUCAUUCAUCCCCAUGAUGCUGGUCAAGCCUGUGCCUCCAUACAAGGAGGACGAGAGUGUAACAGACAGCUUGACAAAGAAUGAGAAGCGACUUAGAAUAGAGGUGAUCUUUGCCGUGGCACUAUUCCUCUUUGUCUACGUUGGUGCAGAGGCUGGAUAUGGAGGAUGGAUCUUCACCUAUGCACAGACAAACCUUCACCUGGACGACCUCAACGCUGGCCUACUCAACUCAUUAUUCUGGACGACAUUUACACUGGCCAGGCUUGCUGGUGUUGUAAUAUCAUUGUAUUUAACUCCAAAUCAAAUGAUCAUUCUAGAUAUGAUUGGAUGUUUCUUCUUCUCAUCAUUGCUGAUUGCAGUGCCGCACUCAAAGGCCAUGCUUUGGAUUGCCACGGGUGGACUGGGCAUCAGUUUGGCAAGCAUCUUCCCAACGUGUAUAUCGUUGCCGGCGAAUUUGAACAUGCCAAUCACAGGCGAAGCAACAUCAUACAUGGUGAUUGGUGCGACGGCUGGCGAGAUCACCAUUCCUUGGUUGAUAGGUGUUGCUCAGCAUCACCUGUCCCAAAAGAUACUGCCAUGGGUCGUACUAUUCAGCUGUGCCAUAGCGCUCGCCAUCUACCUAACAAUCAUCAUUCGAGCAAAGAUAAUACGAUCAAGGGAUCGUGGUGACUCCUUUGAGCUACAAGGUAUCAAUCACUUCAUUACGACCAUACAACAGAAGCAAUAA